This is a messenger RNA of Fundulus heteroclitus (mummichog), 2534 nucleotides long. RefSeq lists its product as uncharacterized. The transcript is spliced from 2 exons. Lineage: Eukaryota; Metazoa; Chordata; Actinopteri; Cyprinodontiformes; Fundulidae. The record is from RefSeq and is a predicted model, not a curated record. The coding region runs from base 1112 to 2080 and encodes 322 amino acids.
GUGUUUGAUAUGGGAUUAAAAUGAGGGGCUGUGUAUAAGAUAUAAACUAAUGAUUCAUUAUUUUAAUAUUUCAUAAGACUAGGCUACUCCCCAGAAAGUGCUUCCGCCACCUCACAUUCAUUUGGACAUGGCUAGCAAUAGGCAGCAGAAAAGUAUUUCUGACUUUUUUUCGAGUAAAACAAUAAAAGUAAAAAUAGUUAUGGGAAUUCUUCACAGGAUGUAAACAACAAUGAUGAUGAAACGGCGAGUGAACCCGCUUCAAAGGCUGACACCGACUCGGUUCAGACUAGCGUCGUUAGCAUGUCAGCAUCCCCGAGCAGAGAAGUUUGUGAGCUGGACGUUGUCAUGGAUUCUGCUGAAGUCGGGACACAUCAGAUAGGUGCCAGAGAAGAUGACAAGCCUUACCAACCCAGGAUGAAAUUUCCAGGCAGGAGAUUUGGUGGGGAAAAGUUUGAGUGUUCAUUUUAAUGUGGAGGGUUUGACCAAUGGAAAUGGCUACAUUACAUUAGAGAAUCUGACUCUGUGAUUUGUUUUAUAUGUGCUAAGGCCACGGAUAAAGGAUUACUGCGCCUCACCAACGACAAUCAAAGCUCCUUUGUAACAGUGGGUGGAUAUAGUAACUGUAAGAAAGCUCGUGACAGAUUUGCUCAACAUGAGUUAUCCGAAUUGCACUCGGAUUCAGUGCAUGCUUUGGAAUCCUUAAAACUAACACUAAUCAACGCUGUGAUCUCGGAUAUUGCUGCUCGAGACCAGGCUACAGGUAGGGCUGUGCUGGAGCUAUUUUUACGCUCAAUCAAGCUCCUGGGCCGCAAAGGGUUGCCACUCAGAGGGCACGCUCACUGAGAUGGAGUCCUCUGGCAGUUGAUGCUGGAGAGAACGCAUGCUCUCCCGAAAGAAAGAGAAUGGAUGUUAUGCAGAGAUAAUUGGAUGUCCAAUACGAUUCAAAAUGAAAUUCUGGGGAUGUUUGCUCAUGCCAUCCAACAUGAAAUCAUGUCUUAAACUAGCCACUGUUCUUUCCUGGGCCUCACAGCAGACGGAACAACCGAUAUCAGCGCGAGCGAGCAAUUUUCAUGUUGUUUGCAGUUUGUGGAUUCGAAUUUAAGGGCACAUAAUGCCUUUCUUGGAUUUUAUAAUGCGAGUGACUCAUCUGCAGAAACAUUGUUUUCAUGCAUCAAAGACAUUUAUCCGUUUAAACAUACCUCUGGAACGUUUGGCAGGAUAUUGUUUUGAUUGGGCGUCCAACAUGUCUGGCCGUAUAAAUGGUGUUCAGGUGAAGCUAAAAGCAGAGUGUCCAGGGUCCCUAUAUGUGCAUUGCAGUAACCAUGCUUUGGACCUCGUUCUGCAAGUGGUAUCAAGGGAAGUGAGUCUCAUUGCAGACACAUUGAAUUUUGUUCAGGGAGCGUCUGUGGUCAUUUCAGAAUCAGCCAAACGUAAGAAGUUGUUCACGUCUCUUUUUGGCUCUGAAGAUGUGGUGUGCGAUCUUCUGGGGCUUUGCCCAACCCGAUGGUGCAUCCGCAGCACUGCGAUUUCAAGAGCCAUCUCUACGUAUCCUACACUACUAGAGACCCUGAAGACUCUGGAGCGAGACAAGUCAGUUAGGGAUGAAAUUCUGUCUAAGAUAUCCGGAUUGUGCACACAGGCUAAACAAGCAAGGACAUAUUUUGGAUUAGUUUGCAGUGAGGCACUUUUUGGGCCUUCUGAGGCAGUGGCCCGAAGUCUGCAGAGUGAAACAUCAACUGCACGCUCAGCCCUGGAGUGUGUCACAAUCCUCCAGCAACAUAUGCAGAGACUUUGGGGGGAUGACUCUUUCAUGCAAGAUGUUGCAAGAUGCAACAAUUUGAAAAUGCCAAAUCCCUCCAGAUUGAGCAAAACCCCUGCUCGAAUCCACAACACUUCAGAGCCAGAGGCAGAGGCUCUGGUGUGCCGAUCUGGAGAAGCACAGUGGCGAUGUCAGUUCUUUGAAGCGGUAGACUUAAUCCAAAUUGAGUUUAAAAGAAGAUUUGAUCAAAAUGGAAUGAAAGUGGCUGCACAUAGAGAAACGACUUAUCGAAGCUGCCAACCAAAACCUGUCCGGACUUAAUGAAGAAAUGCAACUCCCAGAAAAGUUAAAUCGAUCACGCCUACAUAUGCAACUAACUCUACUGGGUGACCUAACUAAGGAGAGAAGGUUCGUUGCAGUGAAAGAGGUUGCUGAAUUUAUUUCAUCCUUGCAUCCCUAAACUAGAGCGGUGUUUAAAGAAGUUGAGGCAUUCAUUGAGCUUUGUUUAUGUCUACCUGUGUCAGCUCCUCCAUCAGAAAGAUCAUUCUCAGCUCUCAGACGACUGAAAACCUGGACCCGAAGUACCACAAGCCAGAAGAGGUUGACAAAUCUGGCGCUGAUGCACAUACAUAGUGACAUUCUGGACAGGCUGGAUAUACCAUCUCUUGUUCGGAGCUUCAUCGGCAACACACCAGAAUGCAAGGCCACGUUUGGUGCACUUUAAAUCGAGAUAUGAAAUCAUUCCACAUAUCCAUAGUCGAAUGGACUUUCAAGA